Molecule: messenger RNA, 2029 nt
Organism: Alligator mississippiensis (American alligator)
Lineage: Eukaryota; Metazoa; Chordata; Crocodylia; Alligatoridae
Gene: KCNJ9
Product: potassium inwardly rectifying channel subfamily J member 9
Exons: 2
Coding region: 25-1272 (415 amino acids)
Biological process (GO): potassium ion import across plasma membrane; regulation of monoatomic ion transmembrane transport
Cellular component (GO): plasma membrane
Molecular function (GO): G-protein activated inward rectifier potassium channel activity
Source: RefSeq, a predicted model, not a curated record
ACGGCCGGUGCUCACGGCGCUGACAUGGCGAAGGAGAACUCGGCCUUCUCUGCCGCACCUGAGACACCGGUGCGGGAGGCCAAGCCCCCACUGUGUGCUGCGCCCUCCAAGGCACCUGCCCGGGGCCCAGGCGAGCCCGAGAAGAAGAAGCCGGUCAAGAAGCACCAGCGCCAGCGGUAUGUGGAGAAGGACGGGAAGUGCAAUGUGCAGCACGGGAAUGUACGGGAGACGUACCGCUACCUCACUGACAUCUUCACCACCCUGGUGGACCUCAAGUGGCGCUUCAGCCUGCUGGUCUUCAUCCUGGCCUAUGCCAUCACCUGGCUGUUCUUUGGCCUCAUCUGGUGGUUCAUCGCGUACUGCCGCGGUGACCUCGACCACCUGGAGGACAAGGCCUGGACACCCUGCGUCAACAAUCUCAAUGGCUUCGUCUCUGCCUUCCUCUUCUCCAUUGAGACGGAGACCACCAUCGGCUAUGGCUACCGUGUCAUUACGGACCGGUGCCCUGAGGGCAUCGUGCUGCUGCUGCUGCAGGCCAUCCUGGGCUCCAUGGUCAAUGCCUUCAUGGUGGGUUGCAUGUUCGUCAAGAUCUCCCAGCCCAACAAGCGGGCCGAGACGCUGGUGUUCUCCUCCCAUGCCGUCGUCUCGCUGCGCGAUGACCGCCUGUGCCUCAUGUUCCGGGUCGGGGACUUGAGGAACUCGCACAUCGUGGAGGCCUCCAUCCGGGCCAAGCUCAUCAAGUCCAAGCAGACACUUGAGGGGGAGUUCAUCCCCCUCAACCAGACAGACAUCAACGUGGGCUUUGAGACAGGUGAUGACCGCCUCUUCCUGGUCUCGCCCCUCAUCAUCAGCCAUGAGAUCAACGAGCAUAGCCCCUUCUGGGAGGUCUCCAAGCAGGAGCUGGAGAAGGAUGAGUUCGAGAUUGUUGUUAUCCUUGAAGGCAUGGUGGAGGCCACGGGGAUGACGUGCCAGGCCCGGAGCUCCUACCUGGUGGACGAGGUGCUGUGGGGCCACCGGUUCAUGUCGGUGCUGAGCUUGGAGGAUGGCUUCUAUGAGGUGGACUACAACAACUUCCACCAGACCUUCGAGGUGAACACGCCCAGCUGCAGCGCCCGGGAGCUGGCCGAGGCUGCGGCCCGCAGGGAUGCCCACCUCUAUUGGUCCAUCCCCAGCCGGCUGGACGAGAAGGUGGAGGAUGGGACAGAGAAGGAGGCGGGUGGCACCGAGCGCAACGGCAGCCUAGCCAACGCCGAGAGCGAGUCCAAGGUGUAGCCGGGCAGCGUCCGGGUGCGGUGGGGCUGGCCAGGUGGCAGGAGGGCAAGAGGAGUGAUGGAGGGAGCAGGGGGAGGCAGCCUCAUAGGGCAAGCGUGCAGUAACCCGGGCAGGCGAGGGCAGGGCAUGAGCUGGGCUGUGGCCAGAGGGGCAAAGAGGGACGCCGUGUUCAGGACAGCCAUGCAGGGACGUGCCCCUGGGCACCAGCAAAGGGCUGGCAGGGGACACUAUCACAGCUGGGGGCAUUCUUGUGAUUGCAGGGAGCCAGUGGGGUGUGAUAGCGAUAGUGGGGGUGUGAUAGGGCAGGGGGGCAUUUAUGGCAGGGAGACAAGCCUCUGACAGUGGUGGAGGGCAGGUGGAGCAGCUGUGCACCCUGUCCAGGUGCAUGGUCUGAGGCCUCAGAAGGAGGCUGGGGCCUAGAGGGAUGUGGCGGAGGGCAGGAGCUGGGAGCAGCUGGCUGCAGGGAUCCCAGUGGCUGGAGGGGGUUGUGCAUUAGCUGCAGGGGAGGCAGGGCUGGUGCUCAGACAUCCAGGCCAGGCAUUGGGUGCUGAGGCUAGCAACUCUGCACCAUGUGGAGAAAAGCAGGAUUCACCCCCACACCCAGGUCAUGGUUGCUGGGAUGGACAGACGCAGCAGGGAUGCAGGACAGAUGAGGCCGGGCUGCAGCAGGGCAAUGCCCAGGGGCCCGCGAGCUGCCCCUCUGACCUCCCACACACAGCCCCAUGCCCGGCUCGGCUUGCUGCCUGCUCUUCCUUUG